AUGUCGAUGGGCAGACCUGCUCCAAAUUUCACCUUGAGUCCAGAUGCCCUUCCUGCUGAGCGUGACCCUGCUGAUCUGAGCUCUGAAGUCCACAGAGACCCACAUCUUCCUGAAGCAUCUCCAGGGCCCGGGUGGCACUGUCCAUGGGAGGAUCUGCCUCCAAGUGACCACCACCCGUGCAUCUCUCUGUCCAUCCUGCUGGCUCCGUGGCCUCCUCCGUCUGCUCAGCUGAGGCCACAGGGAGAAGACACUAUGACCUCCACCCUCACAGCCCUGCUCUACCUCGGGCUGAGUGUGGGCCUCAGGACCCCAGUGCAGGCAGGGCCCCUCCCCAAACCCACCCUCUGGGCUGAGCCAGACCCUGUGAUCCCCUGGGAGAGCCCCGUGACCAUCUGGUGUCAGGGAACCCCAGGGGCUGAGGAGUGCCGUCUGGAGAAAGAGGGAAGCCCAGCACCAUGGAAAAUACAGGAGCCCGGGGUAAAGGCCAAGUUCUCCAUCACACACAUGACAGAACGUGAUGCAGGGAGAUAUCGCUGUUACUAUCUCAGCCCUGCUGGCUGGUCAGAGCCCAGUGACCCCCUGGAGCUGGUGGUGACAGGAUCCUACAGCAAACCCAGCCUCUCAGCCCUGCCCAGCCCUGUCGUGCCCUCAGGAGGGAAUGUGACCCUCCAGUGUGGCUCAUGGCAGGGAUAUGACAGGUACAUUCUGACUAAGGAAGGAGAUCACAGGCUCUCCUGGACCCGGGACUCACAGCCACAGCUUAGUUGGCGGUCCCAGGCUCUGUUCCCUGUGGGCCCUGUGACCGCCGGCCACAGGGGGACAUUCAGAUGCUAUGGCUGUUACAGGAACAGCCCCCAGGUGUGUUCAAAACCCAGUGAGUCCCUGGAGCUCCUGGUCCCAGCAGACGUCUCCAAACCCUCCAUCUGGGCUGACCCAGGCCCCAUCAUCACCAAUGGGAGCUCUGUGACCAUCUGGUGUCAGGGGUCUCUGCAGGCUAGUGCCUACCUUCUGUAUAAAGAGAGGGGUUCUGAGCCCUGGAAAACCAGGAUCCCACACAACUCCAGCAACAAGGCCAGUUUCCUCAUUGGAGCCACGACCUCACACUACGCAGGGAUGUACCAGUGUGCAUAUUACACCACUGGGGACAUACUCUCAGAGCGGAGUGACCCCCUGCUCCUGGUGGUGACAGGAGUGGGUGGUGCACCCUCCCUCUCAGCCCAGCCAAGCCCUGUGGUGGCCUCAGGAGGGAACGUGUCCCUCUCCUGUAGCUCACGGUCCACAUUGGGCACUUUCCAUCUGCUGAAGGAGGGAGGGGCUGACCCGCCCCGAUGCAUGGAAGCAGAACCCAGGACCUAUGAUGGGAGGUGGCAGGCCCAGGCCAUCUUCCUUCUGGGCCCCGUGAGCCCCUCCCAUGGGGGGACCUACAGAUGCUAUGGUUCUUCCAGCUCCUACCCCAACGUGUGGUCACAGCCCAGUGACCCUCUGCACAUCGAGGUCACAGGUGUGCACAGGGAGCCCGCCCUCUCAGCCCAGCCAGGCUCGCUGGUGCUGCCUGGACACAGCCUGACCCUCCAGUGCCACGCGGAGGCCGGCUUUGACACAUUCGCUCUGACCAAGGACGAGGGGCUCACACCCCCUCAGCGCCUUGAGGGGCAGCACAGCCCCGACUUCCCCCUGGGCCACGUGAACCGCACCCACGGGGGCCGGUACAGAUGCUACAGUGGACACAACCUCUCCUCUGUGUGGUCAGCCCCCAGCGCCCCCCUGGACAUCCUGGUGGCAG
Molecule: messenger RNA, 1783 nt
Organism: Myotis brandtii (Brandt's bat)
Lineage: Eukaryota; Metazoa; Chordata; Mammalia; Chiroptera; Vespertilionidae
Product: leukocyte immunoglobulin-like receptor subfamily A member 6
Exons: 11
Biological process (GO): cytokine-mediated signaling pathway
Molecular function (GO): inhibitory MHC class I receptor activity
Source: RefSeq, a predicted model, not a curated record